Messenger RNA from Chanos chanos (milkfish), 1275 nucleotides. It is a transcript of the gene slc46a2, whose product is annotated as solute carrier family 46 member 2. The transcript has 4 exons. Gene Ontology annotation, biological process: transmembrane transport. The coding region runs from base 1 to 1275 and encodes 424 amino acids. Lineage: Eukaryota; Metazoa; Chordata; Actinopteri; Gonorynchiformes; Chanidae. The record is from RefSeq and is a predicted model, not a curated record. Gene Ontology annotation, cellular component: membrane. Gene Ontology annotation, molecular function: transmembrane transporter activity.
AUGAGGUUCCUUCGAAAAUUUUUAGAGCCUCUUGUGGUUUGUGCCCAGGUGUCAAGCGCCUUCUUUGACACGGGUUUACAAAUGGUUGUGAAAGAGCGAUGCGCGAACGCAUCAAAUUCUACCGACGGUGAGCAGACAGCCAUUAGCAACUUUUACAUGACUUAUAAUAUGUUAUCUAAAUUUAUGCCUAUUUUACCUGGUUUAAUUUUGGCCAGGUUUGGAGACAAGGGUUACAGAAAGCUUCCUAUUGUGAUACCCUUGAUUGGUUACUUUCUGUCCCGGCUACUACUUGUCCUUGUGAUUACCAUCGAAUGGCCAAUUGAGGUCAUGUUUGGGGGAGCAGUCAUUCAUGGGCUAUGUGGGGGAUUCGCGUCCUACUGGGCCGGCGUAAUGGCACUUGUGUCAGUGAGCACAAGUGAGGAAGAGAGGUCUGUGCGCAUUAUGAGGAUGGAGCUUUUUUACGGAUUAGCUGGGCUUUUCGGUAGUUUAGCCUCUGGUCACCUUUUUCAACUAUAUACCGUGGGACUCAAACAAGGGGUAGUCUUAGCUGUUUCAAGUGUAACUCUGUACUUCAUUUGCCUCCUUUAUGCAACAUUCGUGUUGAAAACUGAUAGCAUCACACUGUCGGGCUGUAGAGAAGAUCGUCGAGAAAGCUCUGGUAUAAUUAAUCAUGAAUCGCGUGACAACAUCAAUAUCGCUUUACUGUUUGCAAGUGGGAUUUUAUAUGAUAUCGCUGUUGGAGGUGGAAUGGAAAUUCUGGCUUCUUUUGUACUGAAAAACCCUCUAAACUGGAACGCAACGCAAGUAGGGUAUGGCAACGCAGCGGGAUUUAUUGUGUUCAUCACCAGUUUCAUUGGCGUCAAGUUUUUUUCUAAAUUUGCGAGUGACACGACCAUGAUCCUGAUUGGAAUGUUGUCAUUCACUGCUGGAAUUUACUUCAUGGCGUUCGUAACAACGACUACUUUGUUUUAUUUGGCUCGAUCCCUAACCCUGUUUGCACUGAUUCCAAUGCCUACUAUCCGCUCUCUGCUGUCUAAACAGGUCAGCUGUUCAUCAUAUGCGAUGACUCUCAUAUUGCUGCAGUUGUCCUUUAAGUUAGCCGGACUAGUCACCACACCAAUGUACACCAAGAUCUACCAAGCCACACUGGACUCCUCACCGGGGUUUGUCUUCACAUUGUCCAGCAUCAUCACAGUGGCUGCCAUUAUACCCAUCAGUAUUGUAGGUUGCCGGAUUGCACACCAGCCAAGUUAUGAACGGAUCCAGGGGAACUGA